AUGAUUACACCCAAUGACCGUGUUAAUGAAAACGAGGAGUACAAAAAAAACUUUUAUGUUGAAAGCAAAAGUUUAUUUUCUAAUGAAAAUCCACAAGAAACUAAUGAACCAGCUUCUAAAAUUAAUACUUGUCGAGAAGAACGUGAUGCAAUUAAUAUAGAUUUAAUUCAUGCUUUAACUCAAGCUAAUAUUCCACUUGAGAAAGUCGAUAGGCUUAAACCGUUCUUCUUGAAGUACUGUAAAAAUAGUGGUUCUAUUGUUGAAUCAACUCAAUUACAUAGCAGAUAUUUGCCUAUUGCAUUUAAUUUGGAAAUUGAGAAUUUAAAACUACUCUUAGUUGGAAAACGAAUUUCUAUUACUAUCGAUGAAUCACCUGAUGUUUGUGGAAGAGCUGCUGUAAAUGUAUUAUUUAGUUUUUAUAAUACGACUAAACUAGUUAAAACUGAGCAUUUAGAUAUUGUUAAUAAUACUACUAUCACACAAUUAGUAAUGAAAACGCUUCAAUUUUAUAAUAUUCCAUUUGAAAAUAUUAUUUUUUUUAUUUCCGACAAUGCUUCUUAUAUGGUAAAAGCAUUUAGUGUUUUAUCUCCCUUAAUAACUCAAAUGAAACAUAAUCGUUGUUUGGCGCAUAUAUUAAAUUUAGUGGGUGAAACAUGGGUGGGUCACAAAAAUUUUAAAUUAUUAGAUGACAUAGUAAUGCAAAUUAAAGCCUCAUUUACACAUAAUAAUGCACGUAAACGAAACCUUUUUAAUGUAUUGGAAUUUUUUAAAAUUCACAACAAACCUGUGGCACCUUCUGUGUCAAAUCAAUUAACACAACUUGAAGCACAACUUCAAUCUGGUACUGUUAAUCCACCUUUAAAUGAUAAAAUACUAACUAUAUUUAAUACACUACAUAUAGAUUCUUCACGAUAUAUAGUUGGAUUUCGGGAGGCAUAUCAGUCAGCAUUAAAUAAGUUUAAAAAACAUAUCGAUCAACAUCAGACUUUACCUUUAUUUAAGGCAAUUCAAUGUUUUGAUCCCUAUUAUUUUCAUUCACAACAAAGUCGACAGAAUAUUAAUUUGUACAAAUAUAUUCCUGAGUUUGAAAAUCCAAAUAGUGCUAUUAUACACGUUGGCCUAAUUCUUAAUGAAAAAAAGAGUACUUUGACUUCACUUUUGCUUUGGGCGGGCAAUGAUCAAUCGGCAGGUGAUGCGCGACGCAAGAUGCACAGCAUUAAUAUUAAUAAGCUCCAGUUGGACGCUGGUUUAACGAAAGGGACUGAACGAUGGAAUUCGGUAGUUAUGAGGGAAAAG
Molecule: messenger RNA, 1296 nt
Organism: Scutellospora calospora
Lineage: Eukaryota; Fungi; Glomeromycota; Glomeromycetes; Diversisporales; Gigasporaceae
Source: the annotation of a GenBank genome assembly